AUGAGCUUCUCCAACAUGUUGAAUCGGCUGCACGGCCAGCCCGAGAGCUAUGAUAAGAAAUCGAAGUACCGAUUCGGAAGAACAUUGGGCGCAGGUACCUAUGGUAUCGUCCGGGAAGCAGACAGCCCUAUUGGCAAGGUGGCAGUGAAGAUUAUCUUGAAGAAGAAUGUUAAGGGCAAUGAGAGGAUGGUCUACGACGAGCUGGACAUGCUCCAGCGAUUGAAGCAUCCGCAUAUUGUCCGCUUCGUUGAUUGGUUUGAAUCAAGGGACAAAUACUACAUCGUUACAGAGCUGGCUCAAGGCGGCGAGCUCUUCGAUCGAAUUUGUGAACAGGGCAAGUUCACGGAAAAGGAUGCCUCUCAAACAAUCAAGCAGGUCCUCGGCGCCGUAGACUACCUUCACAAGAACAACGUUGUUCAUCGAGACUUGAAGCCUGAGAACCUACUAUACAUGACUAAGUCACUGGACUCCGAUCUUGUUCUUGCCGAUUUCGGUAUCGCCAAGAUGCUCGACAGCAAAGAUGAGGUCCUGACCACAAUGGCGGGGUCGUUUGGAUAUGCGGCGCCCGAAGUGAUGCUCAAGAAGGGACACGGCAAACCCGUCGACAUGUGGUCAAUGGGAGUCAUCACAUACACGCUGCUCUGCGGCUACUCGCCGUUCCGCUCGGAGAACUUGCAGGACUUGAUCGACGAGUGCAGUAACGCGCAGGUGGUCUUUCAUGAGCGCUAUUGGAAGGAUGUUAGCGACGACGCCAAAGACUUCAUCAACCACCUCCUCCAGCCGACCCCUGAUGAUCGAUGGACCAGCUCCGAGGCUCUAGCCCACCCAUGGCUCAGCGGCGAGAACGCAACAGAUCACAACUUGCUACCAGAGAUCAAGGCGUACAUGGCUCGCGCUCGUCUAAGACGCGGUAUCGAGCUCGUCAAGCUCGCAAACAGGAUCGAGGCGCUCAAGAUGCAAGAGGACGACUCGGAAGACUCCGAUAUGCCUACCGACUCCAUCUCGGCGGCUGACCAGUCCCGGAAAUCGCCCGUACCCACUGUCAGCAGCAGCAACACCGACGACAGCACGGCUACCACUAGCAGCGAUGGUAAGCGAUCUCUGUCCAAGACCAUCAAGGGCGCCAUCUUCCGCGAGGUCGUGCUGGCCAAGGUGCGCGAGAUGAAGGAGCAGGAACAGACACUCAAGGUCACUGAGGAGGUCGAGAAAGAGGUCAAGCGUCGAAGCUUCCACGGAUAA
Phaeoacremonium minimum UCRPA7 is the source of this 1239-nucleotide messenger RNA. RefSeq names its product putative calcium calmodulin-dependent protein kinase protein. Gene Ontology annotation, molecular function: calcium/calmodulin-dependent protein kinase activity; ATP binding. The transcript has 6 exons. The record is from RefSeq and is a predicted model, not a curated record. Lineage: Eukaryota; Fungi; Ascomycota; Sordariomycetes; Togniniales; Togniniaceae. The coding region runs from base 1 to 1239 and encodes 412 amino acids. Gene Ontology annotation, biological process: cellular response to oxidative stress; protein phosphorylation.